CACGUGCAGUGCAGUUUAGCAAGCUCAAAAACUGCUCGACCAUGAUUAAUUUACUAUGAGAAAUGUCAAAGGAAACAUCAGGUAAAUAUUUCCUGACUUUCAGGGGAGAAAUCCCUUACAGCAAAGAAGUAACCAUGUCUUGGACAUUCGCCUCAUAAAUUAUUGAAGGUAAAUUAAUAUUUGUUUAAUAAAGUUCAAAUAAGUAAAACGUUGAAGGAAAUGAUUGGUCUAAUUCUAGGGAAUUAAUAAUUUAGCGCAUUUUGGGAAAAUGCCGCGUCGAUGUAAAAAGUUUUAAAGCAUGAAAGUGAUGACACAUGGUCGCGGGUAACGUUACAGAGAUUGAACAUUGUUUUAGAGAUCAAUUGGUGAUGCUGAGGACAUGUUAAGUAAACCGUUUGUAAGUUCUGGUACAGUUUCACUCUACUUUUUAAAAGCCUUCUAACAUAAGUUUAUUUUUCAGCUUCAUAAGAAACAAAGACGGCAGUUUGAUCUCCUCUGGACCAGUGAUGAUUCUUUUAGUUCCUUGACAUGCACAUAUGUAACGUUACCUACAUUCAUCUGUCAACAUUACUACCUCUCAUUCUCACCAUCAACAUUAUGCUUUGUAUGGCAACAUGUAAUAAUGCAGAAUAUGAAAUUAAUGGAGAGUGUUGUCCAAUGUGUGAUCCAGGAAAAAGAGUUAAGAUCCAUUGUGAUGCGUACACAAGCACAACAUGUGAUUCAUGUCCUGCGAUGACCUACGCUGAUGUUCCUAAUGGAUUCACAAAAUGUCUACCAUGUUUUGUGUGUGAUUCAAGUAAUGGGUUGAGAGAAAAGCAGGCAUGUACAUCAAUAUCAGAUACAAUGUGUGAACCUCUUCCAGGUUAUUACUGUGUAGACUUGCUCUCCAACUGUAAAAAGGCCAUGAAACAUUCAACCUGCUCACCUGGACAAUACAUCAGUCAAACCGGAACAGAAUUUAGUGAUACGGUGUGUGAUAUCUGUCCUGAUGGUUCAUAUUCAGAUGGUACAUUCUGCAAACUGCAUACAAAGUGUGAAUCUCUUGGAAAAACAACAGUCAAAGCAGGAACUGAGAUAUCUGAUGUUGAAUGCAGUAAAGGAACGCCUUAUUUACAGAUUUUAAUUCCAUCUAUGUGCGGAGUAUUUGUGGUGCUUGUCAUAAUUGCAGUUACUUUAAAGAGAAAAAAGAACCAUUCAAGGUUUUUCCUGGGUCAAACUUUGAUGGCGGACGGUCAUCCACACACACAGUAAAAAGAACUCUUAACUACGUGAUCUGCAAGCAAAUGACUGA
Messenger RNA from Carassius carassius (crucian carp), 1291 nucleotides. RefSeq names its product tumor necrosis factor receptor superfamily member 14-like. Gene Ontology annotation, molecular function: protein binding. The transcript is spliced from 5 exons. Bases 529 to 1251 code for a protein of 240 amino acids. Gene Ontology annotation, biological process: negative regulation of alpha-beta T cell proliferation; defense response to Gram-negative bacterium; defense response to Gram-positive bacterium. Lineage: Eukaryota; Metazoa; Chordata; Actinopteri; Cypriniformes; Cyprinidae. Gene Ontology annotation, cellular component: external side of plasma membrane. The record is from RefSeq and is a predicted model, not a curated record.